This is a messenger RNA of Penicillium bovifimosum, 276 nucleotides long. RefSeq lists its product as uncharacterized. Bases 1 to 276 code for a protein of 91 amino acids. The transcript has a single exon. Gene Ontology annotation, cellular component: cytoplasm; nucleus. Lineage: Eukaryota; Fungi; Ascomycota; Eurotiomycetes; Eurotiales; Aspergillaceae. The record is from RefSeq and is a predicted model, not a curated record.
AUGGAGUUUGAGUUCAAGUAUCUGUCCGGUGUGCUACCAGCCUACCCCGAUGACAACGAUAUCACGGAUAAGAAAGUCUGGGGCUAUGGUGAACCCAACAAUGAUAAAAUCAACGGCCUGGAGAGAUCUAUUCAGCACAUCCUGGAUACCCUCGACCAAGAUGGUCCUUUUAGUGGUAUAGUUGGAUUUUCCUCGGGGGCCGCCAUGACGGCAAUAGUUACAUCCAUGCUGGAGAAGAAAAAAGUUGUUUGUGGCAUUUCAGGCGAGGUAAUGUGA